AUGACUACGCAUACUCUUCUUUUUACCAUUUUUAUAGCGACAGUCUAUCAGGUUCGCGUCAGAACGGGAAAUCUGCAUGGGGGAGGCACGUCAGCCCAAGUCUAUUUGACGUUAGUUGGGGACGCAUCGGAGUCUGGCGAGUUCAUCUUCUCCAACUCCAAGGGGCGCGUUUUUGCCAAAGAUCGUGAGGCCGUUUUUAAGGUUGAGGCUGCUGGCUUGGGAAAAUUGACUAAAAUUCGCCUACGACACGACAACAGUGGUCCAAGUCCAGACUGGUACCCACGCGACGUAACAGUGAGUGAAAUUGGGAACAGUGAUGAGCGUGUCUACUACUUUCCUUGCAAUCAAUGGUUGGCUGCCACCACAGACGGGUCGGGUCGUCUGGUGCGCGAGUUCACUGCCGCUCCACUGAGACAGCGCAAUGUCAGGCCCGAGGACAUUCCCGUCAGUGCCUAUGCCGACGGAACUGCUCAAAUGACUCAACAAAGUCCACCUUUCAAACGAUCCGAGGAUGGGAGCCUCACGAUGCUGGGUACAAAUAUUGACAUUGCGAAUUUUUAA
Hydatigera taeniaeformis is the source of this 561-nucleotide messenger RNA. The record is from the annotation of a GenBank genome assembly. Lineage: Eukaryota; Metazoa; Platyhelminthes; Cestoda; Cyclophyllidea; Taeniidae.